Molecule: messenger RNA, 788 nt
Organism: Episyrphus balteatus (marmalade hoverfly)
Lineage: Eukaryota; Metazoa; Arthropoda; Insecta; Diptera; Syrphidae
Exons: 4
Coding region: 12-788 (258 amino acids)
Biological process (GO): receptor localization to non-motile cilium; non-motile cilium assembly
Cellular component (GO): non-motile cilium; ciliary membrane
Molecular function (GO): GTP binding; GTPase activity
Source: RefSeq, a predicted model, not a curated record
AAUUGUAUAAAAUGAAAUUAAAUAUUCUUAAAUGUUUUUAUUGUUGUUGUACAUGCUGGAAAAAAAGAAAUACGUUUGAUUUAGAACGUCGUGAAUUGAAUAUUCUUCUAUUGGGAAUGAAAAGCGUUGGAAAAACGGAAGUUGGUUAUAUCCUCGCUGGAAAGAAGAGAACCAUAUAUGAAACGACAAAUGGCGUUCAAUGCUAUAAAACUAGAUUACCAAAGUGUUCAUUGGCCAUUACAGAAGUAGGUGGCAAUAGACAAAGUGAAAAACUAUGGCAUCAUUAUUAUUCCAGAACUAUGGGACUGAUAUAUUGUUACGAUAUGUCCAUUGACGAUCAACAAUUACAAACAUCAUUCCAACUCCUAAAUAAAAUUGUGUCUCAUCAAUUUAUGCGUGGCAAAGUUAUGCUUUUGGUUGGCACAAAAUCCGAUUUAGUUAAUGACACUAUUCAAUUGUAUGAUAUUGAAAAUAGAUUUGCACUCGAGAAUCUUGCAAAUAAAUAUUUUAUGAAAAUUAAAACAAUACAUUUCAAUCCCAAUAAACUGGAAAGCCUUUGGAACGGCAUUGAAUGGUUAGCUAAUAAUAUAAACAUUAAUUAUUCAAACUUAAAAAAUCGAAUAGAGAAUGAUAAUGAUAUCGAAAAAACAUUAAAAAAACAGCAACAAAAAUCAAUAAAAUUUUCAAAUCGAAGAGCAAAAACUGCUCCAGCAAGCAUCAAUUCAUCGCAACAUAGAAGGUCUUCUCUUAUUUUUCCUUGGAAUAUGCACCAUACAAAUGUUUUUUGA